Messenger RNA from Thermothielavioides terrestris NRRL 8126, 826 nucleotides. RefSeq lists its product as uncharacterized. The coding region runs from base 246 to 689 and encodes 147 amino acids. The record is from RefSeq and is a predicted model, not a curated record. The transcript has 2 exons. Lineage: Eukaryota; Fungi; Ascomycota; Sordariomycetes; Sordariales; Chaetomiaceae.
CCAACGCAAGAAACCGGGCAGAGUCGCCUCUUCUCGCAAGCCUGUCACCAAUGAGCAACAUAUAAAGCACUGUCCUCGCGGCCCACUGCACCAGUCUGGGGGCUUCCAACCACCCAGCCUGACGUCUGACCGAACCUUUACCCAGAGCCCCCCUUUCCUGCGAGUCCCAAGAUUCCUUCGCUUGCCGUACGACGGUCAUCGUUUCCCAUAAUUACCCCUGUGAAUACCGUCUAAGACCAGCAAGAAUGCGCUCCGCCGCCCUCCUCGCUGUGCUUGCUACCAUGGCUUCGGCCCAAACCACGACCGGCACGGCGGCGACCGGCCCGGCGACAACGGGCUCGACGAGCUCGUCGUCGUCGGCCAACCCGUCGCUCUCGAGCUCCAUCAGCUCGGCCCUCUCGUCCAUCGGCUCGGCCGCGUCGUCCGAGAUCAGCUCCAUCACGAGCGCGGCCGGCAGCGCCAUCUCCAGCCUGACCUCCGAGCUCGCCACGGCCACCGGCUCCGCCCGCUCCUCGCUCACCUCGGAGCUGGCCAGCCUGACCAGCUCGGUCGGCUCGGCCAUCGGCUCCGUCGGCACGUCGGCCGCGUCCGCGAGCGCCAGCGCCACCACCAACGCCGCGCCCCUGCCUACGGCGGCCGUGGCCGUCGGGGCCCUGUUCGGCGGCGCUGCUGUGCUGGCGAACCUGUGAUUUUUUUUUUUUUUUUUUUUUUUUCCGCGCCGCGAAUCUUUUCGAUGAGGUGGGUUCACCGGUCGGGUGGGUGGGGAUUCUUUUGAUGUUGAGUGACGGAUUUGUAUUAUUCAGGUCACAACACGACGUGUGCUCUA